Dermatophagoides farinae (American house dust mite) is the source of this 733-nucleotide messenger RNA. RefSeq names its product transmembrane protein 242. Lineage: Eukaryota; Metazoa; Arthropoda; Arachnida; Sarcoptiformes; Pyroglyphidae. The record is from RefSeq and is a predicted model, not a curated record.
AAACAUGUGAUCUUUUUUUUAUAAAAUUGAACAAUUUAAAUUUCGUGAUUCCAAUCAAUCAAUUGUGGAGAGACAAAAGUAUCAACUAUAUAUGGAAAAUUCACUGACCACAGAAUCAUCCAUAUCAUCGAAUGAUGUAACGAAAAAAGAAGACAACAAAUUUUGGGAAACAUUAUUCCUUGGUUCAAUUGCUGCCGUCGGUUUAUUGUUUGGUUUUUCCAACGGUAUUUCUUUGGCCAAAAAAAAUGAUGAAACAGCGUUCAAUAAGGGUUUAAUGAUGUUACCCGAUCGACCAAAUCAACCGGGAACACCGAAACCACCACCAAUGGAAAGUGGUGUACGUUUGGCAACACGUGCACUUGGUCUUGGUUCAUUGUAUGCAUUUGGAGGCGUCGGUAUAUUAUCCGCUUUGAUAUGGUUUGGUAUUGGUGCAAAAAAUCUUAAAGAUUUUCGACAAAAAGUUGGUGAAAAAUUGCCACGAAUUCCUCGUAAUGAUCCACCACAAGGUAGAACUGAAUUCGAAUCAUUUCGUGAUUUGUUUACAUAUCUGGCCGAAGAAUCGGAAAAAGAGAAAAAAUUAAAAGAAAAUGAAAAAAAUGAUACAAGAUGAUAAUAUGAUAUAAAUGUUAUUAUUGUUUAUUAUUUAAUGUAAAAAAACAUCAUGAAUUCUUUUUCACGUCUCACUCAAAAACUGUAAAUUAGUGAAUAAAUUUCAUUUUGAAGUGUUUGAUAA